AUGUCGGCAACAAGAGCCGCCGCCCCUCGAUUGCGGCUUUUGCGCUCCACAAACCGCACCCAGCGUCUCAUCCACUCUUCAAGCAGCUACUCAACCUCUAGUGCUGCUCCAUCCACCUCGGUCUCCACCUCGGUCUCCAGCUCUUCCGCCAGCACCACCACCAACGCACCUUCAUCAUCCUCGACCAAGAUCAUCAGCUCCCUCAUCCUCUCUCGUCCACCCAUCGUCCUUCGCGAACCGACCAAAUUCGAGGAGGCUUAUCACGAAUACAACCGUCAACUCUCGGAAGCACUCCAACAACCUUUCCCUAAAGACUUUUACUUUAAGAAAGGUUCAGCUGCCGAAAAGCGUUUUGAAGAGGAUCAAGCUGCUUCUUCGCAAGGAUUUUCCGCUAUCGCAUCUGCUGCUGGUAAAGGAAAGGAUGCUAAGAAAGGCCAAGCUUCUGCUGCAGGUGCUUCGGAGGGACGCACAACAGGCAGUGCGGAAGGAGAAGAUCACAAAUUAUUGCCAAAAACAACUGAAGCAGAUGCCAAAAACGACGUUCGCAGUCUGGAGCGCAAACUUGAUAGAACGCUGUAUUUGGUCGUCAAAGGAAAGGGUGGGUGGAAGUUCCCUGCUAAGGCGUUGAUGGAUACUAAGCAUGAGAAUCUACACGACGUCGCACCAAAAUCAGUAACAGAAGCAUUGGGAAACCAAUUGGAUAUCUGGCUCGUCUCUAAUCUCCCCAUCGGCCUCUACAAGCCUAGUGAUGCGGAGAAGACGUACUUCCUAAAAGGACACGUUAUGGCAGGCAAUGCAGAGUUGAACAAGGGCGAGGUGGAGGAAUUCCAGUGGUUGACAAAGGAGGAGAUCGAGGAGUUGAUGAACAAGUCGAAGGGUGAAGCGUAUUGGAAGCGGGUUGAGGAUUUGCUUGAUCCUUGA
This is a messenger RNA of Ustilago hordei, 921 nucleotides long. RefSeq lists its product as uncharacterized. Lineage: Eukaryota; Fungi; Basidiomycota; Ustilaginomycetes; Ustilaginales; Ustilaginaceae. Gene Ontology annotation, molecular function: structural constituent of ribosome. Gene Ontology annotation, cellular component: mitochondrial large ribosomal subunit. The transcript is spliced from 2 exons. The record is from RefSeq and is a predicted model, not a curated record. Bases 1 to 921 code for a protein of 306 amino acids.